This is a messenger RNA of Lachnellula hyalina, 771 nucleotides long. RefSeq names its product Ribonuclease P protein subunit p29 (gene POP4). Gene Ontology annotation, cellular component: ribonuclease P complex; ribonuclease MRP complex. The record is from RefSeq and is a predicted model, not a curated record. Gene Ontology annotation, biological process: tRNA 5'-leader removal; rRNA processing. Lineage: Eukaryota; Fungi; Ascomycota; Leotiomycetes; Helotiales; Lachnaceae. The coding region runs from base 1 to 771 and encodes 256 amino acids. The transcript has a single exon. Gene Ontology annotation, molecular function: ribonuclease P RNA binding.
AUGACGCCCAAAACACCCACACCAAAGAACACAGACAACAUCGCGCUCUCCCUCCUCUCCCGCGCCCAUUCCCCCACAACAGCAAACACCAUACUCACGGAAAAGGUAAACUCGCGACCCGUCUACCUCAAGCCCAGCGAACCCAGCACCAACGCGCAACAAACCCGGCGUUCACAACGAGCGCGCAAGCUCCUCAGCUCACGGAAAAAGAAAAUAAAACCACCUCCUCUAUCAGCACGCCAAAAACGCGCGUUGUGUAUCUAUGAAAUCCCCAAGGCAUCGCAGAAAUAUGCGGUUUAUGAGCCGUUGCAUGGGAUGUGGGUAGGGUAUAUACAGGAGAUUCUUGGACUGGAAGAGGGAGGGGGGAAGAACUUGCCCGUUACGGGACCGGCGGCCGCGAAGCUGUGUAGUGCCGAUUAUCACGGUGCCGAGCUGGAGGUUGUGCGGAGUAGAUGUGUAUCGCGGGUUGGGGUGAGGGGGAUAGUGGUGAGGGAUUUGAGGGGGGUUUUUGAGGUUGUUACGAAGGGUGAUAGGGUUAAGGUUGUGCCGAAGGAGGGGACGGUUUUUAGAUUUACUGUGCCGAUACCGAUGCCGAUACCGAUAUCUAUGGCUGAAGAAGUAGACGGGCCGGCAGAGAAAGUGGGAAAAGGGGGGACAGUGGAAGACGCAAAGAAGGAACUAGUGUUUGAGCUGCACGGCAACCAAUUCAUGUACCGGGCAGCGGACCGCGCGAACAGGAAGUUCAAGUCGCACUACCUUCCUGAUCUUUGA